Messenger RNA from Impatiens glandulifera, 2291 nucleotides. Its product is annotated as serine/threonine-protein kinase Nek2-like. The record is from RefSeq and is a predicted model, not a curated record. NCBI's taxonomy places the organism in Eukaryota, Viridiplantae, Streptophyta, Magnoliopsida, Ericales, Balsaminaceae. Gene Ontology annotation, molecular function: ATP binding; protein kinase activity. Gene Ontology annotation, biological process: protein phosphorylation. The coding region runs from base 274 to 2043 and encodes 589 amino acids. The transcript has 15 exons.
UCUCUCUCUUCUUCUCUGUACUCUGUUCCAUUCUCUUUCUAAAAAGUUAACAAUGGAGGAUGAAGAAGGACUUGAUUCCUGCAUCCAUACUGCUAUGCAUUCCUUCCGUCAUUUCGCAUAUCUUCAACUUCUCUCUCUUCCACAAAGCUGCUGAUCUUCUUCUUCUUCUGCAGUCACUCUCGGUCCAGAAGUUUGCAUGAUUUUGGCUAUUAACACAUAGCAUUUGGGAGUAUAUGCUGGAGCCAGUCCUUCUUCCUGAUUGUUGAUAGCAAGAUGGAGCAGUACGAAGUAUUAGAGCAAAUUGGAAAAGGGGCAUUUGGUUCUGCCCAUCUUGUGAGGCACAAACAUGAAAAAAAGAAGUAUGUGCUGAAAAAAAUUCGCCUGGCUCGUCAAACUGAUAGAAGCCGUAGAUCUGCACAUCAAGAGAUGGAACUUAUAUCCAAGAUGCGGAAUCCAUUCAUCGUGGAAUAUAAAGAUUCUUGGGUAGAAAAGGGCUGCUAUGUCUGCAUUAUCAUAGGCUACUGUGAAGGAGGAGACAUGGCAGAAGCAGUAAAGAGAGCUAAUGGUCUGCUUUUCCCCGAGGAGAAGCUGUGUAAAUGGCUUGUGCAACUGCUAAUGGCACUUGAGUAUUUACAUGCAAGUCAUAUUCUUCAUCGCGAUGUUAAGUGCUCAAAUAUAUUUUUGACCAAAGAACAAGAUAUACGCCUUGGUGAUUUUGGACUUGCCAAGAUGUUAACCUCAGAUGAUCUUGCUUCCUCCGUUGUGGGCACUCCAAGCUAUAUGUGCCCUGAGCUUCUUGCUGACAUACCUUAUGGAUCUAAAUCAGAUAUUUGGUCUUUAGGAUGUUGCCUAUAUGAAAUGGCUGGUCAGAGGCCUGCUUUUAAAGCAUUUGACAUGCAAGCACUGAUCAACAAAAUUAAUAAGUCUAUUGUGUCUCCACUACCAACUAAAUACUCGGCUGAAUUCCGAGGCCUCAUCAAAAGCAUGCUACGGAAAAAUCCAGAACUACGACCAAGUGCGUCAGAACUUCUGUGUCAUCCUCGCCUGCAACCUCAUGUUGCUAAGGUUCAUCAGAAGCUUAAUAACCCAAGGCGCACCAGUAUACCAGUCAGCUGGUCUGAAACCAAGAAAGCUAGAUUUAUGGAACCUGUAACGAGUUCUCUUCACACAUAUAAAGCGAAACGAUAUUCAUAUGGAAAUGAUAGAGCUCUUAAUCCAAGUAUAUCUGGAACAGACCAAGAUUCCCCUUUCUCAACUAGGAGAGCUCAAAAUACAAAAAACUUGAGCAGACGGAUGGAGCAACUGUCCAUAGGAAGCAGUAAUAUGCCUCCAAAGACUCCUCAUGUUGCUGCAAUCUCACAGUUCACUCCGAAGAAAACUUCUUACUCUUCAAACAGGCGAAAUGGAGUGUCAAGCGAUCGCGAAUCUUUUCAAACUCCAGCAAGCUCGGUUGCCACAAAUCGUAGGGCAUCCUUUCCACUGUCAGUUUGUAAAGCUUCAUCGAGGCCUAAUACGAGUAUGCUUGAGUCCAUAGCAUCUCCGGAUGUUUCAGUGAAUUCACCUAGAAUUGAUAGAAUAGCUGAAUUCACAUUGGGCUCAUAUGAAAGCCCUUAUCUUGUGCUGCCUGCACCUAAAACUUCAUCGACAUCUGCACAAGGAGGAGGGUCUUCUUCUAUGUCUCCACAACAAGUUGAGCAUCCAAUUAUGAAAGACAAAUGUACAACAGCUGAAAUUAGUGGCUGGCAAUGCAAGACUGAAUUGGAUGGAAGCGAGCAUUCGGAUCAAAAUGCAACCGCUGGGGGGGCAUCGAGCGGCGGAACCUCAUCCUCUAACCAAAGACGUAGGCGAUUCGACACUUCAUCUAUCAAGCAAAGGGCUGAGGCUCUAGAAGGAUUACUUGAAUUUAGUGCAAGACUGAUGCACGAGGAGAGGUUGGAUGAACUGAGUGUUUUACUGAAGCCAUUUGGUCCUGGGAAAGCAUCCCCUAGGGAAACUGCUAUCUGGUUGACAAAGAGCUUCAAGGAGAACAACACUCUCAAAUAAUAAGCACAAUAUCACUUCACUUCAAUUAGAAGGUUUUAGACUUAGCCACUUAUGCACUAAUUGAUACAAUGAAUGAGCUUCACUUCUUUUUUUAAUUUUAUAUAUAUUUGAACCACUUAUUAUGAACUUUUUCUGUUGUAUGAUGGACAGAAUUAGGUUGGGUUACUAAUCUAGAUUAGCAGAUGUGAAAGGACCUGAUGUUUUUUAUUAAAUAUAUCUCAGGAUUGUUAAUUUGCAGUUUUUUUCUU